Molecule: messenger RNA, 1554 nt
Organism: Penicillium lagena
Lineage: Eukaryota; Fungi; Ascomycota; Eurotiomycetes; Eurotiales; Aspergillaceae
Exons: 3
Coding region: 1-1554 (517 amino acids)
Source: RefSeq, a predicted model, not a curated record
AUGGCAGCUGCCGCGGGAUUGUCUUGCGACAAGCCCGAAUUCGUCUUCAAGUCCUAUGACAAUCUCAAGGCUUGCUAUGAUGCCAACAACCUCGACACCGGCCUCUCAUACAACAAUAGCCUGGUGCAGCUCGUCUCGACCUGUGUGAGCGAUUACUGUGCGAAUCCGAAUGGCGAUCUAGCAGGAUGCGAAUACACAACGUACAAUUGGGAAUUUGAAGUGUCCCCCUACGAAGAACUCCCGUUCUAUUACAGCAAUGCCUGUGAUGGGAUCAGCGCAAGUGUCAAUAGCGAUAUUGGAGGCCCUGGGGUAUUCGUCUCGUACUUGAUGCAAUUGCUCAUUGUCAUCUACCUCUGGAUCCUUAUGCGGUCAUUCAGGCUCGCUCCUCGGGUUUGCCGGCUGGUCGCUAUCAUUGCCGGUCAACGGAAUCAAGGCACGAUGCGACACAAAGCCCUCGACUGGGAACAAAAGGCCAGAGACUUCUUGGCGGAACAUGGAUAUGUACUAAAAUCUGUCAUGGUCGAGUACCAAGAGGCACAGUGUUGGUUCAUGAUUGCUUGUCAGGCUUGCACAUUGUUUGCCAUGAAAUUCAAACACGUCUUCGACGCCUCGACCCUGAUGCAGUUGUGGGCGGACCAUGCUCUGACGGGCCUGAUCGGUGUGGCUGGCAUCUUGCCCAUCACCAUCGGCCAAUGGAGCCUACAGAGGAUGCACAUGAGCUCUGCCUGGAUCAUAUUCCUCUCCACAGUCGCUAUGAUCCUGUCACAGAUCACCCUAUUCUGGACCUAUUCGAAAGCUGCCCUACCCAACAAACUGGUGGGGUUUGAAGGCGACAGCUGGCCAACCAGUUGUGGAGGCCAUCCCCCUCCGCUCAUAUGGUGCGCAUAUACUCCUUGGGUUGCGCAGGCGAUCCGCCCGAUUGAUAUAUUUGUGUACGCUAUCGAUCCGGUUUGCAUCUUGAUCUAUAUGAUUUGCUUCGCCGAGUGGACGAUUAAAGAGCUGCGCCCAAUGUGGCCUGCCUUUAACAAUGUCUUCGAGAAGGGGCCUGUACUGGGUCGGCUUUCUCGACUCGUCCACCGAAUGUUCGCGCACCAACACUACAGGCACAUCCCUAAAGUGUUCAUUACGAUUUUUGAGUUGUAUAUGUUCAUCUCUGUUCUGAUCUAUGCCUGGUACUACUACGUGGUCGCUAGCGUAGGAACGAUUGAGUGGUCGGGUUGGUCCUUCGGCCAAAUCCUCGCUCUGACCAUGUGGGCUCCUGUCAUCAGCAAAUACAUCUACUGGACGAUGUUCGGCACCGAGUCCUACUCCGAAGUCCGCGUCGCGGCACCGUACAAAAUCGUCAAGACCGGGGGGAAUCCAGACGAUGACGAAGACAACGAUGACAAUGAUUCUGGGCCGGAGACUGAAAAUCUUCCUAGUCAUGAACUCAGGCCUCAUGAGUAUAAGGGGCAUUAUGCUGAGGACAGGGCACACCCGGAGGAUGAUUGGCGACAGCAAGAAGAGGACGCUAUUGCUAAGAGAGUCAAUCUUCUUUCGGUUUCCCAGGUCUGA